This is a messenger RNA of Amphiprion ocellaris (clown anemonefish), 4481 nucleotides long. It is a transcript of the gene dennd10, whose product is annotated as DENN domain containing 10. Bases 169 to 1224 code for a protein of 351 amino acids. Gene Ontology annotation, cellular component: late endosome. The transcript has 10 exons. Lineage: Eukaryota; Metazoa; Chordata; Actinopteri; Pomacentridae. Gene Ontology annotation, molecular function: small GTPase binding; guanyl-nucleotide exchange factor activity. Gene Ontology annotation, biological process: regulation of early endosome to late endosome transport; protein transport. The record is from RefSeq and is a predicted model, not a curated record.
CCCACAAUCCCGGAAUAAGGAAGAGAUUUCGCAGAGAGGAGGAAAGUCUGUUGACAGCAGAAAUCACACCCAGUUUACAGACAAGUUUGAACAUUUUCUGUCUUAUUGAACUCACCUCGGAUCGCACUGUGGUGUUUGGACCUUGCAGGAGCUUUCAAGGUAUGGAAUAUGGCAACGACUGAAACGCAGUUCAUGUUAAGCGUCGGGUUAAUCGAGAAAGAUGUGAAUGGAGACACAUUGUGGGUGUGGUGUUAUCCAUCUGUGGGCUCUGAACUGAGGCAAGUCCUGCUCAGCAAGUGUUGUCUGACACAGGAUAGCCGAAAUUUCCACACCUUUGUCUUUGGUCAGUUCUGUCGUACCUGGUACUACAUCACCACAGCGGAGGUGCAGGAACCUACAGCACUGAACAAGGUCACUCAUUUUUCCAUAGCUGUUACAGCAAAAGACUUCAACCCUGAGAAGUAUGCAGCAUUCAGCAGAAUACUCUGCAGGAUGUACAUCAAACAUGGCAGUCCAGUGAAGAUGAUGGAAGCCUACAUCACUGUCCUCACCAAAGGAAUCUGUCAGAGCGACGAAAACGGCUCGUUUCUCAUUAAGGAUCAUGAUGUUCGGAAAGCGUACUUGGCAGGUUCAAUCAAAGAUGUGGUGUCUCAGUUUGGCAUGGAGACAAUCAUCCUGUACACCGCUCUGAUGCUGAAGAAGAGGAUCGUCGUCCAUCACCCUCGGAUCGAAGCGCUGCUGGAGUUUACAAGAGUUCUGCCGGCGCUGACCUGGCACAGGAAAGACUGGUCCAUCCUCCACCCGUAUGUGCACCUGACCGAUGCUGAACUUGAGGAUUUAAAGAAAUGUCCUGGAUACAUCGCAGGAUUUGUAGAUCCAGAUGUCAGCAACAGAUCGGACUUGUUCGAUGUGUUUGUGAACCUCUCAGACAGUGUCAUCACAGUAUCCCAGAGUGCCAAAGAAGCCAUGGCGAUGGGGAAGUUGCAUAAGGAGAUUGGGCAGCUGAUCGUUCAGUCUGCAGAGGAUCCUGAGAGUUCAGACAGUCAGGUCAUUAAGGACAUUUCUGUCAAGACAAAGGAGAUCCUUGCCAACCUGGUUGCCCUGGCUAAUGAGUGUGAAGACUCUAAAAUCACUCUGGAAGGUUUAAAGCAGCAUCAUUUCCCUCCGGCCACAGAGAACUUCCUCUUUCAUUUGGCAGCUGCCGAGCAACUCUUAAGGAUAUAAACAUGUUUUCAGGUGCUCCACUGCAGGGUGACAUCAGUGAGCAUCCUCUUCAGUGUAGAAUUUUCGAUCAUUACGGUAUGCUGAAAGCCACUUCCUUACAGCGAUCUUAAAGAGAGGAAAAAAAAGUGUCACUGGCAUCAGGUUUGAUCAAGGUAGCUCUUGUAACAACACCGGGACCACAGAAUGAGAGGAUAAGCUUGACAGUAUUCAACAAUUUUAUGGCUGACAAAUUCCAUGAAAAGACCAAAACCAAAUGCAUCCAAAGCAUGAUCUUCUCCGUACCAUAGAGCUUCACUGUUUCCAUAAGGUUGCUAAAGCACAACAACAAGCAAAUGGCACAUCUGUCAGUGUGAUGAACUGGCCUCUGGACAAAAAGAAUGAGGGUGAAGAUUCGAGAACUCAAGGACAAUACACAAACCAUAGUGACCUGUCAAUCACAUGGUAGCUCUACCAGAAAGCACACUCUGAGUCAGUUUUACUCUAAACACAACCGUGAUUUAUUAUAUUCAUAAAGUCUGGAAACAAGCAACUGAGACCAUAAACUCAUUGGGAAAAUGUUUACGUAAGUAACAAAUCAAAUGAAAAGUAGGUUCAUUUUCUCAUAGGCUUCUAUACAAUCUGACUCCUUUUUGCGUUGUGAAGAGUCGCCUCCUGCUGGCUGUUAGAAAGAAUGCAGGUUUAAAGGGAUAGUUCGGGAUUUUUGACAUGAAUCUCUAUGGCAUCCCUAUCAUUAGUAACGUACACUCUCACUGUCUUACCCCCGACAGUGUCCCGUGAGCCGAGUUCUGGUCCGGUUCUGGUCGCGGCGAAAGUAGUCCGGCAAGUUUCCAGGGUCACUUAAAUAAAACGUAUUUCUUCUAAAAACAGCAUGUGUUCAAAAGAGUGAUUUAUUUGCAUAUCAACACAUGUAUCAAUGCGCGCUGUCCUCCAGGCAGCGCGCAUUGAUUGCGCAUGUGUUGUUGAUAUCAACACAUGUACGCAGCAGUCAGCUGGAGGACAGCGCGCAUUGAUACGACGGGACAGGAAGUAGUGCCAAGUGAUUACGUGGUGUGACUUUUUCGUGGAAAUGGGUUUUGUGAUGCAAAUAAAUCACUCUUUUGAACACAUCCUGUUUUUAGAAGAAAUACGUUUUAUUUAAGUGACCCUGGAAACCUGCCGGACUACUUUCGCCGCGACCAGAACCGGACCAGAACUCGGCUCACGGGACACUGUCGGGGAUAAGACAGUGAGAGUGUACGUUACUAAUGAUAGGGAUGCCAUAGAGAUUCAUGUCAAAAAUCCCGAACUAUCCCUUUAAGGCACUCAUAUUCAAUCCACUUUUCAGACCUUGUCCAUAUGUAAUCUACUUACCAGGCGACUCUCCCAUAGCACUGUAUUAAUACGCAACUGAAAGUAGUUCCCUACAAAUGCACUACUGGUUACUGUUUGGGUAGUGUUUUCUGAAGUCCUCAGUGCCCACCUGUUUAAGGAAGCUAUAAAGCCUGCAUUUUAAAUCGCAUAUUUUUUCCCUUUCGAUACAUAUUGCAGCUUAAAGUACACACAGAUGCAUUAAUACAAUUGGAACAUAUUACUUUGUCAUAACAUUGUGCCUUGCUCAUAUCCAUUGCAGUCUCAGCAGCUCAAGUUCGUUACACCAUGAUGUGACUUUUCUCUGCUGCACAAAGGAUUGUGGGUGAGAACAGACAGAAAAACAUGCCGUCUUGUAUACUGCAAAAUGUGAUGGGAUGUCACAGGACAUCCUGGUGUAGUUGGGAUACUGUAUUUGACAUAUUAUGUACUGGGACACACUAAAUCUUUAUUUGACAUGCUACAUAGAGGCACCAAUGUAAUGGAUUAAUUUCAGUACUCAUAAUACCAGACUGUUUUCAGUAGGGUCCAACAGACUUUCUUUGGGCUGACUGCUGCAGACAUAAAGAUGAACCAGCGCAGUCUUGGUUGUGGUCUUUUCAUAGGAUUUGUUGACCAAGCUACAAAACAAUGCAAGUGUCAUCCUCCAACAUGGGCAAUAAGGAGCUACAGUUUUUGUCUGCAACAUUGUGAAGUAAAGACAAAUGAGCUGAUCAGCUGGUACAUCUGCCAGUGUUUUCCAGAUGUUCUCUCCACAGUGCAAACCUCCAAACAUCACAAAUCUUGGAUGAAAUCAGUGGGUGCUCACUGUGAAGAGUCUCACCCUGAUGCACCACCGUUCAAAAGUUUGGAGUCACUUAGAAAUGUUUUUAUUUUUGAAAGAAAAGCAGUUUUUUUUCAAUGAAGAUAACAUUAAAUUAAUCAGACAUACAGUCUAGACAUUGUUAAUGUGGUAACUGACUAUUCUAGCUGGAAACGGAUGAUUUUUAAUGGAAUAUCUCCAUAGGGGUACAGAGGAACAUUUCCAGCAACCAUCACUCCUGUGUUGUAAUGGUACAUUGUGUUAGCUAAUGGUGUUGAAAGACUAAUUGAUGAUUAGAAAACCCUUGUGCAGUUAUGUUAGCACAUGAAUAAAAGUGUGAAUUUUCAUGGAAAACAUGACAUUGCCUGAGUGACCCCAAACUUUUGAACAGUAGUGUAUAUCUGAAAUAACCCAAAUGUGACAAGCACUUACUAUUACUGAGUUAGUUGAUAGAAACUGCGUUGUACGUGGUUAUCGGAUCACAACUGCAAUAGACAUUGCACACGUGUUUUUUUUGCUUUGUUUUUUCUACGUGUCACAUCUGUAUUGUACUAAUGACAGUGCCACACAAGUGAAAUACAAGGAAACUGUGUUGUGCUAUGAGACUUUUUCAAACACUUUUAGAAAAAGGUUCAAAUGGUUGAUGUUUCACUCAUCAAGCUUCACUCACCAGCCUCUUUAAUAGGUGUGAAAUGUAUUUCAGUCCAGUGGAACAGCUGUGCCACAAAUUCGACUUUGACUUUACUUUUUUGUUAUUAUUGAGGCCAUGGUGGGUGGCAGCAGUGUACUGGACUGUAUUACAUUGAAAAGUGUUCCUAAUAUUUUUAAUUUCAUAAGUGUACCUAUUAAAUUGGCCAGUGAGUGUAUGUUGCAUUAUAUGUCUCACUGUUUAGGGUCUGUUUUUUAUUCAGUUAGAUUCCUGUUGAGUACAUUUUCUGCCACAUUGCCAAACAGAUGGUUUUGUGCCAAAGUAUUUCAGAUCUCAGCAAGAAUAUUACAGAGAAACGCUCAUGUAACUUUCAAACUAAAUGUAUUUUCAUGAUGUAAGAUUUGCUAUAUCUAUAAAUACAUCUAAUGUUCCAACUAAAUAAAUUUACUAUCAAAAGUA